Messenger RNA from Ruditapes philippinarum (Manila clam), 900 nucleotides. Its product is annotated as perlucin-like protein. The record is from RefSeq and is a predicted model, not a curated record. The transcript has 4 exons. NCBI's taxonomy places the organism in Eukaryota, Metazoa, Mollusca, Bivalvia, Venerida, Veneridae. Bases 149 to 778 code for a protein of 209 amino acids. Gene Ontology annotation, molecular function: signaling receptor activity.
AAUAUAAUCUGAAUUUAUAUAAAUAAGCAAACUUAAGCUUUGGUUCAUAAGUUUAUAUCAUCACGUCUUAUACUCAGUUGUUACUCUGUCUAUUCGAUUGACAUAGUUUCAAAUAUUUUUCUUUGGACUAAAAUUAAUAAACGAUAAAAUGGCUAUAAACACAUGCUUCAUAUUAAUAUCGCUAUUUUGUGUGUUUACGAUGGGAAACUGCCGAUUCGUUCUAUACGACUCGGAAAACGCUGAUACAAACUUUGACAUUGGAACACAAUUUGCCAAUAUUAAAAAGAUGUUGGCCGAUUUCUUUUCCAGACUAAAUGUCUUAGAACGCCAAAGUAAAGGGAACAUGACGUCAGAUAUGCCAAGAGAUGUGAAGUGUUCAGACGGCUGGAUCACAUUUAAAGAUUCGUGUUAUUUCUUUGACACUAAAAACCUCGAUUAUCAAUCAGCUGAGGAGGAAUGUGGCAAAUGGGAGGCCCAUGUAGUACGUUUAGAGACACAAGAAGAAAAUACAUUUCUAAAAUCAAUCAUGACCAAUCAUUUCAAAGACAACCGUUAUUGGAUUGGAAUGACAGACAUAGAAACAGAAGGAUUGUGGAAGAUAUCAGGUACAAAUGAAAUUGUACCAUUCACAGACUGGAAAGGCACUGAACCCCAAAACAACGGAGGAAAUGAAGAUUGUGCUAUAUUAACUUGCGCCCUUGCCUACAGUUGGGCUGAUGUGCAAUGUUCCUUGAAAUAUAGGGUGGUUUGUGAGAAAGAUAGCAGGAGUAUUAAAUAGAUAGACGAAAUGAUUUUAGAAAAAAAUGUUGAUGCUUUUGUUUUAUUCACUUUUUAGAUUAAUGUAUUUUUAACAUCAACAUGCUUAGAGCUUUGAAUAUUUUUCUUUAAAUCGACAAUGUA